Molecule: messenger RNA, 3266 nt
Organism: Haliotis rubra (blacklip abalone)
Lineage: Eukaryota; Metazoa; Mollusca; Gastropoda; Lepetellida; Haliotidae
Exons: 2
Coding region: 262-2235 (657 amino acids)
Source: RefSeq, a predicted model, not a curated record
CAACUCGCGUCAAUACCGGGCUACCAAGCCCAGCAGCACUAACACGUCAUCUCAUCCAGUUUGUUGCAGUUGAUAUAAAGAUUUAUGUUAAAGUUUGGCACACACAGGAAUUUUAAAUACGACUGACCGUAUGCCCUUAUGCAAUGUCGAGGAAAUGGCUCGUGAUUCAGACUCAAGUCACAAGGAUCCUUGCCUGAAUUUCUCUCCAGGGAUAAGCACAUUUUCCACGCAGCGAAAGACCCCCCUCGAUGUGUGGCGAACAUGGAUCCGUGGUUUAUAGUGGUCAUCAUCUGGAUGGCCUGGUUGGCCGAAGCCUGUGACUUCCCGGACUUCAUGCAGACACAAAACAGUACCCAGCCCUGGUACUCACAUGUCAGACACGACGGGGCCAGAUCAAGAGUCAUUGUUGUGCAGGGGGGCUCCAUUAGUAUCACAGACACUCUUCUGGCAACAGAGGAGCAGUGGAACUGUACUGUUGCCUUGAGGAACAAGUAUGUUGUGCAGAAGGACCAAGGGUCCAAUCAGAUGCUGUUUUCCUGCGUUAAGUUCUUCAAGAGAAGCAGGUCAAUAAUGCAGGUGGCAUGGUCGCAGUCUGGUAAAAAGUUAGACCCGGAACAUCUCUGCUCAGAUACGAGUCUUGUAACAGACCCGUGGCUACUGGUGGCAUUCCAUCUCUUAGAGUCCGAUUUCUCCCCUUGUUCUGUGUCAGGUGGCUUCAACAUGAAGAUCGAGGAUUCUGAUGGUAAAAGAAAUCCAUGCAAUUUGAUGGACCUCCCCAUGCGUCUGGAGAGUGACUGUCUGGCAGGGGAGGGCGUCACUUUCAACUACCGUUCCCAAAACUGCCUUCCUCUCGUGUCCAUGCGCACUGUCCAGGAAACGAUAUGCGUGGCCAGCUGGUCCACGUCGCGCAGCCACUUCUCCGUACUGAGGAAGCACAACGUUGACGACAUCUGGUGUCUGAGGAUUCCCCGACGGGAGCGGCACACCAUGCACGCCACCCUGUUCACCGACGUGGCCUGUGUAGACCCGGGCAGACACACGAAGGAAACUGUGUCAUAUCUGACUCUAUACUUGGAGCGAGUUGUGUACAACAAUCUAUGCGCUGACGAGUACCCUGAAUGUGCCGAUAUGCCGUGUAAUGGCUACACCCGCAGGCAGUGUAUGAAGACGUGCCGAGCCUGUGAUCCGCGGAGACCGGCGGCGAUAUGUUCAUUCCCCAGGAGUUAUCGAGGUUCAUUCACCCUUGUUGACAGAGAUGGGACUAAGGCUGUGGAAAUAAGUGAAUCUUUGAUGACUAUACAACAUGUCGGCACUUUUAAGUGUAUGGUAUUUAGUGGCAGCCCAUCCGCUUCCAACCAUAUCUACAGCACUGUGUCAAUUACUGAGAACGGCUGUCGGCCCAGGUACAACUGUGUGAAGCUGAAGGAACUCGGCCCCUCUGUGUUAGCCUACAGCCUCAGUCAGAGUCUUGUCUGGCCGAGCGUGGACUCCCAGCUUAGCGCAUCUGCAUGUGACAAAAGAAAGUUUACUGCUGAUUUAGAUCCAAUAUCCGACCUUUACAGAUCUCACUAUGACACAAAGAAGCCUAUAGUUGCGGAGUACCCGCGCCCAGUAAGUGUGGCUUGUAACCUGACAUCAGCCUACACCAUACAGGCCAUGUUUCAGGAUGGCCACAUCUGUCCAGGCAGCAUGUAUGAAGACUGCAAGGAGCAAAGUCGUCUCAGAAUGGAUUUUACUGAAUGCCUCUCAGCACCUUUGGUCAACGAGUAUAAGUGUAUAGCUGUGUUUGAAGGGCAAUAUUGGGAGAAAAUUGUGCUAAUUCAGAAUACCCUCGAUAAGAAUGAUGUUCGUUGUAUUGUGUUCAACCACCUAAAGAAGCGAGAGGCCCUUGUCAUGAGGGCUGCCGAGUGUGAUAAACUCAGCUGGAGAUUUGCUAAAAAUGAUGUGAGGAAAGCUCUAGUGACGCUUCAGAUCAGGCAAGAUAUGUUUCCGUGUAAGAACUUACCCAGCAUAGACAGGACUACGUCAGCCCGGAAAGGCCAAUUGUCCAAUGACAGUGUCUCUACGCUCGUCACUGUUGACCCCACCCCAGGCCCAAAUAACCCGUCCCGUCCACAGUCUGAUGACAGUUACCAGCAUGUAGACAGCGCACACGCUGCCGCCGGCAACCCCAAGUACGGUGGCAGCGACUUUAUCAUAGUGUUCGCUGUGUACUCAGGUCUUUGGUUGUUAUAAUGCAUUUAUACAUCAUUUCCCCGGUGAGAUACUCUAUGUCCGACAGCUAACAGAUUAAAUAUUUAUUCAUUAGCUGUUUCGUUAGCCUGUAAUACCACAUGGUGUUCUUUUCCCUGUAACAGUGUUUGAUAGUUUUACCUGAAUUCACGACGAUGCAUAUUAUAUCAUAAAAGUAUAUACUUGUGUCUCUACUAUAAUACACCAUGGUGUGGCCGUCUACUGUAACACGCCAUGGUGUGUCCGUCUAUUGUAAUGCACCAUGGGGUGUCCGUCUACUGUAAUACACCAUGAGUGGUGUACCGUGUGUAAUACAUGAAGAUGUCACGUGUUGCAUGCUCCGUGUGCCUGGGGCGGUGGGGUAGCCUAGUGAAUAAAGCGUUCGCUCGUCACGCCGCAGACCCGGGUUCAAUUUCCCACAAGCGCAGAAUUCCUGGUGUCCCCCCGCCGUGAUAUUUCCGGAUAAAGCGGUCUAUCAUCUCACUCACACACUCUGGAUUCCACAUUGCCAUACGCACCGCAGCCAUUAUUCUCAUUGUGAACAAAGCUUAUAGAUUUUUAGGUUAGGUGAGCUGCAGAGGCUUGUCGCUCUCUUCUAAUUUGUAAACGCCACUUUGUACCUGUCCACGUCCCCAACAACCCGAUCGCUGCUGGAGCUGCUUAAUUGCACCCAGUUGAUAAGGAAGACUUUACAUAAAAUCAGGAAGAAUGCUGUUAUAUUCUGUGAAAGUAUCUGAAGUUAUUACGUCUACAGCGUACAUGUUCAUAACGCUAUUACCUGUCUGUAUACCAAUACCAGCCUGUGACGCCUGGCGGCGGGUCACUGUAAACAUCAACAAUAUGGCCACUUUGGGCACUUACUUGUUAACUAGAAGAGAUUUUUGUUUGUACAUAGUUUCCUUCAACUGUCAUACUGAUGGUUUGAUUCAAGUUGUAUAUUUUGUAUGUGUGAAUAAUGAUUACGGAGCUCCUGUAUAUUUCGGUGUGACUUCGUGAUAUAGGUAACAAUUAGUUCAAUUACAUUUACUUCAUUU